AAGGAUUAAAAAAAAAAAAAGAAAUGAUACAGGCCUGAGAGAGUAGUGUUAGCCGUUGGGACGCCGCCAGAUACUGGCGUAGGCAACUGAGGAAGACAAUGGCCUUUACUGUUAAUACUAUUCAAAACGCCGUCUACGUUCUUCAGUCGUCAACUAAAAUUAUCUCACUUUCGAAGUCCAGGCCCUCCGCGUGGGGCGGGGGAGGGCCCGGCUUCCAGGCGGCCCGCACCGUGCCGGGGUCCUGGGCGGUCCUCCCGGCGGCGCUGGGUGCGGGGAGGAGGGUGCGCGGCGCGGGGGCGCGGCCCGCCUUCCCCGCUCAGUCUCCGGCCGCUCCGCGCCCAGGUGGGGACGCCCCCUCCCCCGCAGCGCGGCUCCGCGGGCGGGAGGAGGGGCUGGGCUGCGACUGCCCGCCCUUCCAUCUAUCACAUGGCCGGAGCGCCACAAAAACAACAGCUUUGGCCGUGGCGGGGACUUCAGGACGGGAAACCCGGGGCCCUCGCUACAGCCCCCACCCCAUGGAGGAGAGUUUUCUCGAAUCCUUUGGGAGGCUGAGCCUCCAACAGCCGCAGCCUCGGCUCCCGGCCCCGCCGCCCCCGCGUGGGACACCCCCGCGCCGACACAGCUUUAGGAAACACCUCUACCUUCUGCGAGGCCUCCCUGGCUCGGGGAAAACAACACUGGCCAGACAACUGCAACAUGACUUCCCCAGGGCCCUGAUUUUCAGCACGGACGACUUCUUCUUCAGGGAAGAUGGUGCCUAUGAGUUCAAUCCAGACUUCCUAGAGGAGGCUCAUGAAUGGAACCAGAAAAGAGCAAGAAAAGCAAUGAGGAAUGGCAUAUCCCCCAUAAUUAUUGAUAAUACCAACCUCCACGCCUGGGAAAUGAAGCCUUAUGCAGUCAUGGCACUUGAAAAUAACUAUGAAGUUAUAUUCCGAGAACCUGAGACUCGCUGGAAAUUCAACGUGCAAGAGUUAGCCAGAAGAAACAUUCAUGGAGUCCCAAGAGAAAAAAUACACCGAAUGAAAGAACGGUAUGAGCACGAUGUUACCUUUUACAGUGUGCUUCAUGCGGAAAAACCAAGCAGAGUGAGCAGAAGCCAGGACAGGAGCAGCGCAUCGCCUCCCAACCGGGCAGGACACUGGAAUCCUUACGCGGAGUUUCCAAACCGGAGGGCUCCUGGGGGUUCCGCACACGAGAGCUCCUUUAACAGAAGGGGGGGCAGUCACCACGGGUAUUAGAGGCCCGCCUUACAGGCAUUCCUAGUUUUCCUAGAUCAGUUUUUACUUCGAUUUUUGGUAUUUAGUCUUUGUUCAGUUUUAGUCAGAGCUCUAAUGCCAGUGUAAAUAGUUGAACUUGUACGUUUUUAUGUAGAAGUCACCACAGUCAUCUUCAAGAGGCAUUUGUUACAGUGAUUCUCUAUGCAUGGUCUGAUGCUGGAAGUUCUGCAGUUAAGUUAAACCAACUCACUCUCCAGGGAAAGAACUACUUUGAAGCUGAACUCUGAGAACAUACGUAAGAACGUAAUCAAUUAGUCACACAGUUUCAUAAAAUAAAGUGUUUAUAGUGUAUAUAAGCUUCAGUACUACUUUCUCUGAAGUAAUCUGUUUUUUUCAGGAAUUCAUCUCCAUCAGGAAAGUUGGAAAGGUGGGAGAAGUGAGAGGCAGGAAAAAUUUUAGUGCCAUUGAUACUUUUUAAAUCUGUUUAUCCAAAAAUGUGAGCUGUGUGGCUGUAAUGAUGAUAUUGAUUUUCCUUUAGAAUGAAUAUACUAGAAAGUAUACAUCUAAGGGAAUACUGUCCUUCAAAGUGGACACUUUGGGAAAUUACUCCUUUAUUCUAGUGACAUAUCAUUGUUAAAAAUGUCUGUCAAAGCCUUCUUAAUACAAGCUACUGAGGAGAACCAGUGUCGUUAUUUAAAGUCACUAUUUAUAGUCUUGUGUUUUAACUACCACUUCACUGAACAGUAUUAAACCUAAAUAACUUUUGGCUGUUGUGCUAAUAGCAUCAAUAAAAGAAGCCUCCUUUAUGAAACAUUGAUUUUUAAUUUGAAUCAUUAAGCAGUUUAAAAAUUUUUCCUUAUAUAUGUAAUUAGUUGGCAGCCCCAGUGUUUGGAGUGAAAGGAAUUAAGCAUCCCAGGAUAUAGGUCAGAGACAGGUAUGUGAAAGUCACGCUCACUAUCAGAUGAGCAGUCUUGGUGUUUUACAUGGCAUUGACAAUGAAACUCUACCACAACUCUGGAAUGUCCCUCUUCUACCAAUACUGAAUUUGUGAAUCCAAAUUAAAUCUCAACAGGUUGGAAUCAGAUUAAUUUGGUGUGAGACUCUGACAGUUAAGACCAUGUAGGGUGUGUGCUUUACUUCCUGUUGGCCAACAGCUUCUUGCUAACGUUUCUGUGAAGUUAUUAUUUUAAGUGUCAUAUAAUGGUGCUUUUAUGGUUAUUAAAAAUUAUACACAGUGUUGCUUUA
Messenger RNA from Artibeus jamaicensis (Jamaican fruit-eating bat), 2462 nucleotides. It is a transcript of the gene N4BP2L1, whose product is annotated as NEDD4 binding protein 2 like 1. The record is from RefSeq and is a predicted model, not a curated record. Lineage: Eukaryota; Metazoa; Chordata; Mammalia; Chiroptera; Phyllostomidae. The transcript is spliced from 5 exons. Bases 99 to 1238 code for a protein of 379 amino acids.